Molecule: messenger RNA, 9633 nt
Organism: Sus scrofa (pig)
Lineage: Eukaryota; Metazoa; Chordata; Mammalia; Artiodactyla; Suidae
Gene: SLC4A7
Product: solute carrier family 4 member 7
Biological process (GO): auditory receptor cell development; regulation of intracellular pH; transmembrane transport
Cellular component (GO): basolateral plasma membrane; plasma membrane; apical plasma membrane
Molecular function (GO): sodium:bicarbonate symporter activity; monoatomic anion transmembrane transporter activity; solute:inorganic anion antiporter activity
Source: RefSeq, a predicted model, not a curated record
CACUGAGUGAGGCCAGGGAUUGAACCUGUUUCCUCAUGGAUACUGGUUAGAUUCAUUUCCACUAAGCCAUGAUGGGAACGCCAAAAGCUAAUUAUUUCAUUAAAUAUGAGCUUUUGAAAACAGGUUGCUUUAAGAUUAUGAAUGACAAAAUAGGAAGCAUGCAUAGAAACACAUCUGCUCUGUACCAAGGAAUAGUUGUUGUCUGGAGAAAAAGCACUGAUGUGGUUUUCUUGGAAUUGUGAGCCCCUCCAGCUGCGUAUUUUCACAGGAUACCGUUUUUACUUGAAAGAAUGACAGAAAACUAUGGUUACUCAGACUUGACAUUUGAUAGUGUUUCCUUAGAAACAAAGUGAGCCUAUCCCUUCAAGAAAAACAACUGAUGGUGUUUGUUACUAAUUAUAAUAAGCCUAGCUUUCAUAAAAAAAUUAAAAUUUUGAAAAACGUGUCUGCCAGCCUGACCGUGACAGUUUCUUAAUACUUAAAUUUAUGAGAUUAUUGACAAUAUUAACAAAGGUUAUUUUCGUAACAUUGUUGAAUGAAAUAUGAAAUUUUAAAAAUGAGUGAGAAGUCCAUUCAGAGUGUAUGACAGACCAGUGCAUUUUAAUGUAGCAGUAUGUACAGUGUUCAUUGGAAAUAGUUUUAGAUUUCACUUUACAACCUAACCUUUAAGAAGUGACUACUUGAGUUUAGUGACGUAUUAGGAACAUCCAGUUCCCUGGAAAGCGUGUGAAGACACUCUUCUCUUUUCCAGCAGAGUAUUUGUGUGAACCUGAAUUUUUUGUGUGUGUGUGUGUUGUUCAAAUAACAAAUCAUCUGAGACUGAUCACUGAAGUAGAUAUGAGAAUCCAUGUCUUUCUGUGAAAUCAGAUAUUGAGAUGUGCAAAACUGUAAAAGCUAUUCUCAGUCUUGUUUUGUUUUUGAAAAAAGUUUUUAAUUAAAAUGUUAUUUAUGUUAACAUGUAAUGGCCUUAUUAUUUUAAAAAAAUGCUUUUAAAGAACUAUUUUAAAGUUUUCUCAUUUUCAUUUCCAGUAUGUUUAGUAUAGAUGGUGAACUUUAUAAACAAGGGCCUUUGAGGUCUUCAAUAAUUUUUAAAGGUGGAAAGAGAUCUUGAGGCCAAAGGUUAGAGAGGUGCUGCUUUUCCUUGUUAGCUGUUGUCCAUAUGGAUACUUGAAUUUGGGAUAAAAUGAUAAUUAAGACCACAAUAUGAUUUAUUCAUGCUAUAAUUAAUAUGAUUACACUAAGUUAGUAUAAAAAUAGAAAUGGUAAAAAGGCAAAACUGUUCAGGUGAAAACAUAUUUGCCUCUUGUCCGAAUUAAGUGAAAUUUAGGGCUAAAAUUUAACUAUGAUGUUGAAAUUUAUUCUCUUAAAAAAAAAAAUCACCCCCAUUACCUAUAUCUUUAGAGUAGGUUCUUUUGAACUAAUGUUAUAGAAAGGUUUCAGUAGACAACUGAUUGCAGCACUUCCCUUUGGUAUUUUCAGUUACAACUAAACGUGUGUAUUGCUUUCCAAAUCUCUUCUGCUGUGACCCUGUGUAAGUUGUAGUUAUUAGCUUGGCAGAUUAGGUAACUUAGAGGCCAGUGAUUGGCUGUACCGUGAAAGCAACUUAGAAGGCUUCAUCUGUGCAACACCCGGUGACCUAAAUCAGGUAUGCCCUCACUGUCCCUGGACUCUUCAAGGGACUUACUGCAUUACAUUAUCAAACACAAGGCAUUUCUGUAUCACUAUGGAAAGACUUCGCCUGGAGAAGAAGUUCCCUGGUCCUGAUGAAGAAGCUGUUGUGGAUCUUGGCAAAACCAGCUCAACUGUGAACACCAAGUUUGAAAAAGAAGAACUAGAAAGUCAUCGAGCUGUGUAUAUAGGUGUUCACGUCCCAUUCAGUAGAGAGAGCCGCCGGCGUCACAGGCAUCGUGGACACAGACAUCACCACCGGAGAAGGAAAGACAAAGACUCAGACAGAGAAGAUGGACGGGAAUCUCCUUCUUAUGACACGCCGUCCCAGAGAGUCCAGUUCAUCCUGGGCACCGAAGAUGACGACGAAGAGCACAUUCCCCACGACCUCUUCACGGAGAUGGAUGAGCUCUGCUACAGAGACGGAGAGGAGUAUGAGUGGAAGGAGACUGCCAGAUGGCUGAAAUUUGAGGAGGAUGUUGAAGAUGGUGGAGACCGGUGGAGUAAACCUUAUGUGGCAACCCUCUCUCUGCACAGCCUUUUUGAACUGAGAAGUUGCAUCCUAAAUGGAACAGUCAUGCUGGAUAUGAGAGCAAGCACUCUAGAUGAAAUAGCAGAUAUGGUGCUGGACAACAUGAUCGCCUCUGGCCAGUUGGAUGAGUCCAUAAGAGAGAAUGUCAGAGAAGCCCUCCUGAAGAGGCAUCAUCACCAGAAUGAGAAAAGGUUCACCAGUCGGAUUCCCCUUGUUCGAUCUUUUGCAGAUAUAGGCAAGAAACAUUCUGACCCUCACUUGCUUGAGAGGAAUGGGGAAGGCCUUUCAGCCUCCCGCCACUCUUUGCGAACAGGUCUGUCUGCCUCAAACCUUUCCUUGAGAGGAGAAUCACCUUUAUCUCUUCUUCUCAGUCAUCUUCUUCCUUCUUCGAGAGCUGGGACCCCUGCAGGCUCGAGGUGUACAACCCCUGUUCCCACCCCUCCACACAGCCCUCCUUCCAGCCCUAGCGUCAGUCGCCUCAACUCCAGAAGUUCCCAGCAGAGUCAGCUUCAGGCCCCAGAGCUACUGGUUUCUCCUGCCAGUGAUGAUAUUCCCACAGUAGUAAUUCAUCCGCCUGAGGAAGACUUAGAAGCACUGAAAGGCCAGGAGCAGAAGAAUGAGGAAAAUGUUGACAUAACUUCAGGUAUGUUGGCCUCUCCACAGUCUGCACCCGGAAACUUGGACAAUAGUAAAAGUGGGGAAAUUAAAGGUAAUGGAAGUGGAGGAAGCAGAGAAAAUAGUACUGUUGACUUCAGCAAGGUUGAUAUGAAUUUCAUGAGAAAAAUUCCUUCGGGAGCCGAGGCAUCCAAUGUUCUGGUGGGAGAAGUGGAUUUUUUGGAAAGACCUAUCAUUGCGUUUGUGAGACUGGCUCCCGCUGUUCUUCUCUCAGGGCUAACCGAGGUCCCUGUUCCUACAAGGUUUUUGUUUCUGUUACUGGGUCCAGCAGGCAAGGCACCGCAGUACCAUGAAAUCGGACGGUCAAUAGCCACCCUCAUGACGGAUGAGAUUUUUCAUGAUGUAGCUUAUAAAGCAAAAGACAGGAAUGACCUCUUAUCUGGAAUUGAUGAGUUUUUAGAUCAAGUGACUGUCCUCCCUCCAGGAGAGUGGGACCCUUCCAUCCGCAUAGAGCCGCCAAAAAACGUUCCUUCUCAGGAAAAGAGAAAGAUUCCUGUAUUUCCCAAUGGAUCUGCCCCCAGCCUGGGUGAGACCACUAAAGAGGCCGCCCACCAUGCUGGGCCUGAGCUCCAGAGGACUGGACGGCUUUUUGGUGGUUUGAUACUUGACAUCAAAAGGAAAGCACCUUUUUUCUUGAGUGACUUCAAGGAUGCAUUAAGUCUGCAGUGCCUGGCCUCGGUUCUUUUCCUAUACUGUGCCUGUAUGUCUCCUGUAAUCACUUUUGGAGGGCUGCUUGGAGAAGCUACAGAAGGCAGAAUAAGUGCAAUAGAGUCUCUUUUUGGAGCAUCAUUAACUGGGAUUGCCUAUUCGUUGUUUGCUGGGCAACCUCUAACAAUAUUGGGGAGCACAGGUCCAGUUUUAGUGUUUGAAAAAAUUUUAUUUAAAUUCUGCAGAGAUUACCACCUUUCCUAUCUGUCUUUGAGAACAAGUAUUGGUCUGUGGACUUCUUUCUUGUGCAUUGUUUUGGUUGCCACAGAUGCAAGCAGUCUUGUGUGUUACAUCACCCGGUUCACCGAGGAGGCUUUUGCAGCUCUCAUUUGCAUCAUAUUCAUCUACGAGGCUUUGGAGAAGCUCUUUCAUUUAGGAGAAAUAUAUGCAUUUAAUAUGCACAACAAUUUAGAUGAACUGACCAGCUACUCGUGUGUUUGUGUUGAGCCUCCUCACCCUGGCAAUGAAACUCUGAAGGUGUGGGAGGAAAGGAACGUAACAGCUCGGGACAUUCCCUGGGGGAACCUCACUGUUUCUGAAUGUAAAAGCUUUCAUGGUACAUUUGUAGGAUCAGCUUGUAGUCACCAUGGACCUUAUAUUCCAGAUGUGCUCUUUUGGUGUGUCAUCUUAUUUUUCACGACGUUUUUUCUGUCUUCAUUCCUCAAGCAAUUUAAGACCAAGCGCUAUUUUCCUACCAAGGUGCGAUCGACAAUCAGUGACUUUGCUGUAUUUCUCACCAUAGUAAUAAUGGUUGUAAUUGACUACCUUGUAGGAGUUCCAUCUCCUAAGCUUCAUGUUCCUGAAAAAUUCGAGCCUACUGAUGCCAAUAGGGGCUGGAUCAUAAGCCCGCUGGGAGAAAAUCCAUGGUGGACCUUAUUAAUAGCUGCUAUUCCAGCUCUUCUUUGUACCAUUCUCAUCUUUAUGGAUCAACAAAUUACAGCUGUAAUCAUAAACAGAAAGGAACACAAAUUGAAGAAAGGAGCUGGCUAUCAUCUUGAUUUGCUCAUGGUUGGUGUUAUGUUGGGAGUUUGCUCUGUCAUGGGACUUCCAUGGUUUGUGGCUGCAACAGUGUUGUCAAUAAGUCAUGUCAACAGCUUAAAAGUUGAAUCUGAAUGUUCUGCUCCAGGGGAACAACCCAAGUUUUUGGGAAUCCGUGAACAGCGGGUUACAGGGCUAAUGAUUUUUAUUCUAAUGGGCCUGUCUGUGUUCAUGACUUCAGUACUAAAGUUUAUUCCAAUGCCUGUUCUGUAUGGUGUUUUCCUUUAUAUGGGAGUUUCCUCAUUAAAAGGAAUCCAGUUUUUUGACCGCAUAAAAUUAUUUGGAAUGCCUGCUAAGCACCAACCCGACCUGAUUUACCUGCGCUAUGUGCCUCUCUGGAAGGUCCAUAUCUUCACGGUCAUCCAGCUCACCUGUCUGGUCCUCUUGUGGGUGAUAAAAGCUUCAGCUGCUGCAGUCGUUUUCCCCAUGAUGGUUCUUGCAUUAGUCUUUGUACGCAAACUCAUGGAUCUGUGUUUCACAAAGAGAGAGCUUAGUUGGCUUGAUGAUCUUAUGCCAGAAAGUAAGAAAAAGAAAGAAGACGACAAAAAGAAAAAAGAGAAAGAGGAGGCUGAGCGAAUGCUUCACGCUGGUGAAGACACUGUGCACCUUCCAUUUGAAGGGGGAAGCCUCUUGCAGAUUCCAGUUAAGGCCCUGAAAUACAGUGUUGAUCCCUCAGUUGUUAACAUAUCAGAUGAAAUGGCCAAAACUGCACAGUGGAAGGCACUGUCCAUGAAUACUGAGAAUGCCAAAGUAACCAGAUCUAACACGAGCCCUGAAAAACCUGUAAGUGUGAAAAUAAAUAUUGAAGAUGAACCAACAAAGAAAUACAUGGAUGCUGAAACUUCAUUAUAGAAUUGAACCAAGAAGAUUAUGUAUAUAAAUAUACAGAUAUAGAUAUAUAUACAUAUGUGUGUGUAUGUAUAUAUAAUGUAUGUAUCCCAUGUCACUAUGUAUAACAAUAUUGAAUGUCAUGCUAAUUAUGUGUGACUACUGGGUGUUUUGAAAUAGUGUCUGAAGUUUCUUAGGAGCACCAUGGAGACUGUAUAAUGAAAUAGUCUCUUAGAAGUGAGGUACACGGUUCUUACUACUUAAGUAUUUAUUCUGUUGAAAAUUUUUAUUUUCUGUUCUGCAAAUAGAAAAAUGUGGGGAAAUGCUUUCAGUCUUCUUUUCUUUGAAUCUAUUUAUUCAACAGUGGCAAUUCACCAACUUUCGGUGAUAAGUAUUUUGCCCAUAUAUUUACAUUUUUUUAUUGAGUUAUAGAAAUUUUCACAUAUUAUUUCCCUUCUGCUAGUGCAUUGUGGGAAGACCAGGAAGUCUGCCUGUACUGGGUCAUGCAUGGUAUCAGUCAUGGCUGCUGUUUGUGUGUGUGUUUUCCAUGUCCAUGUAAGUCUCCAUGUCCAUGUAAGUCUAUCAUGUUUCACAAGUGAUGGGAACUUUGGCUGUAAAUGUAGAACAGUGGAAACUUUCUAGAUAAGAACUCUCAUUUUGACCUUUAUAUUUUUAAAUUUUGUUUUAAAUCUUAAAAGCCUCCAUUUCUAGGUUUCCCUUCUGAUAGACAAGUAUAAAUGCAGAUGAUCUUAUAAUUUAACCCUCAAACCAGUCAUUGGUUUUUGAAUUUUAGAAGCUAUAAAAUACCACUUUACAAUAGUUAAAUUUUGUUCCCUUUGUAGGGUUUUGUUUUUUUUUUUCCUGAGUCCCAAAUGCCUGCUCUGUUCUCUGCUUUUGCAGUCUUUUACUUCAAAUGUGUUUUAGCUUAUAUCAGGUUCAAGUCCUUGAUUGUUUUGCUAUUAUAGGCAAUAUGAUUAAAUAAUCAGGAGUCAGAAUUCUCUUAAGUGGGUUUAUGAUCAGUAUUACUUUAUUAAGAAUUACCUUUCAUAUUCUAUUUACGUUCUUCCUGUUGUAUAGAUAAUAUUUAAUAGAUUGUUAUCUGUGAUUUCAUUUUAAAAUAUUUUAUUUAUUUUAAUUGAUAUGCUUAAGUAUUUGAAAAAGUAACAAGUGUAGGGUAAAUUGUUAAUGUAAAUAGUUGGUGCUCACUUGCAUUUAUGGUUUAUUAUCUGAAAGCAUUUGAUUUUACAUAUUUGACUUUAUAUAAAGUACUGCCAUAUUUGUAUUUUAAAAGAAAUUGAGACUUGUUAUGUAUAGCUCAGAUUGAUGACAUUCUUCUAUUUUGUGUUUGUCUAUGUUAUUUAGAUUUUGCUUUUCUGAGCUUUUUUAACUUAUAGCAAAUCUUUUUUAGUCAAUCUUUAUAUAUUUUAGCUUCAUAUACAAUAAAUAAAUGUUGUUCUUGCUAAGCCUGUAGGACUGGAUGAAUGGGUUUUUCAAACUGAUUUUGGCAGGAGGAUGAUUUCUAAAAACCAAAUGAGUAUUGAGGAACCACUGAAAUAUUGAGAAUAAUAACAUGAAUAUUAGGAUGAAAAUUUUCAUGAACUUCCAAUGCUCUCUUUAAUCGUUUAUAAUUAAGCACAGAAGUAUGAAGAAUUGGUCUUAGAGAGGAUCAUGAGGAAUGCCAAGAACUGAUAUUUUAGCAAUUCUAGCAAUCCAUUCUAAAGUACUUAACUAAUAUAAUUUCCACAUCUAGGACCGUAUUGUCUGAUUCUAGUUAAAAUAAUGGAUUCAACUUCUUCCUCAUAUGAGAGUUGGAAAUGUAGCUGUUUUUCCUUAGAAAAUAUCAUCAUUUGGUACUGCAUAAAGGAGGGAGCUUUUGUUGGCAGUUGAUAAUGAGUGUUAUCCACGGUGCUUGUUACUGUGUAUGAGCUUCUGCUGAAGCAAUUCCCUUUUAUUCAUAGCAGCAUAAUCAUUUCCAAAGAUCCCAGUAUUUGCUGCUGUAAUUCAGUAAACUCCCUUGAUGAACCUGAACAAGAGGAUUCCCUCAUAUCAUUUCCUUGUGUCUAGACAUCAUAGGGUUAACAAAUAUGGUGAUUUUACAGGAAGCGAUUUUAAAAUUUAAACUGAAAACUGCCUGGGAUCAUAGUAUGUAUGUGAUUUUAUUUAAGUAUGAAUACUAGUUGUUCAGUGCCAGAAGAACCAUGACUUGCAAAAAGGCUUUGCACUCAAAAUAUUUUUAUUUUGUUUGUAACUGUUAAUAAUUUCUGCUUUCUUUUGACUACUUGACUUACAAAAUGAUCUGACUACUGCAUUGAGAAACAGGUAACUUGUUUAUAAGUAAUUGCUUGUUUUAUGUGGUUGUAAUACUUUUCCACUAUUUUUGAAAAAUAAAAAUCAUGGGUAGCAUUCAUUGAAAGAUAGUAAAAAUAUAAUUUACUACAUAUAUUGAUUCUUUAAAUGUUGCCUUAAACAGGUAUAAACGAGCAGUAGGAAUUGCUGUGUACUUAUUUACCUCAAGGUGCAAAAGAAUUAAACCUGUACCUAUUCCAUUGAUAAAAUAAAUUCACAUGAACAGCCCUGCACUUUCUCAGAUGCCUUGGUUUCCAGGAUGGAGCUUAGUGCUACUGAGUACCCUGGCGGCAGAGCCACCUCAGGAUCGUCUUUAUUUAUAGAUGUCUGUUUACAAAGACUAUCAUACAUCCUCAUGUUGACCAUCUGAAAUUUGCUUCCUUUUGAAUGCUAUUUCACUCUAAAAUUGCAGCUUUUGAGAAAACAAUGAACGAAAAACUUCCUUAUGGUAAAAAGAUGCUUUAUAUUCUCUAAUGAUACUAGACGUGCAAAGUGAGGCACACGAUUUUUCUAACGGGUGUGUGUAUCCAUGAGUGUGUUUGUGUGAAUGAUGUUGUCAAGCGUCAGUCUCUCAAGGUGUUUAAAAAAACUGGCAUAUCAUUGUUCGUAUUUGCCAAGUCUGUAAAAUGUAUAAGACAAAAUUUUUCAUGUGCUAAUACAUGUAUUUAUAAAGCAGGUUUCUUUACGACUCAAAAUUACUAUUUUGUUUUCUCCAUCCAAACAAUAUUUGUUUCUUCCACAUAAAGAAGAAAGUGUAUGUGUGUGUGUGUGUAUAUAUAUAUAUAUGUGUAUAUAUAUAUAUAUAUAUAUAUAUAAAAUAGCUUUAUAGCUUUUUUCUUUCACGAAGGCAGGUUCAUAAUUCUGUAAAAAGAAAAAUAGUUUCUGAGUCAGACAUAUGACACCAGAGCUUGCUGUUUUUAUAGGAUUGUAUCAUGUACAUCAGGUCUGUAAAUGUGCUCAGCAGUGUAACAUGUGAAUCCUUUUUAAAGUGCUCAGAUUUUGGAUGUGUAAGCCAUUGAUAUAACAUUGUAAUUAAUUCAAAAUGUUUAAAUUAAAUAAUUUAAUGUUUUAAAUUUAUUUAUGUAGAUCACAUCAUUGUUAUUAUAUGCAGUAGAACUAUGUGAAAUGUCUUUUGGUUUGGUUCAACAGUUAUUUAUUUUUUAGAAUGUAAAUUUAAAGACUUUAAGGACAUUCAAAAUCUAAAAUAGUGUUCACAAUUUGGCAAUUUUAAUGUAAAGUUGGUUCUUUUCUAACUUUUCAAAAAGUGAUGUGAGUGUCAAUAGGAAAACAGUUGGAAAUGGAAUCAUCUAAAGAUCAUUUUUAAGAUUUGUUUUAAUUAGCGUGUAUUGACUUUUAAAGUUGACUUGUAGUAAUCGUUAAUGGUUUUUUUAAAAUCAGAUUUUUGUGUGUUGAUUGAUUUUUGUGUUAUGGCUUUUCUUUUGUUACUUUCAUAUUAAAGGUUUUGUGUUUUUUUGUUGUUGUCAUUUGUUUCGUGAGGGGGUGGUUAUCUUCCAGUGUUUACUAUGUUUAAAUAAAGAGAAAUUGAAUUUUAUUGUUCAUUUAUAUAGUAUUUGAUAGCUUGGUAUAAUAAGAACAGUACAGUUCUAAUUUUUAUGACUUUUGUAAUUACAAUGAUAUUUUCUUUUGUAAUAAAAUCCAAAGUAAAUUAAACAUUUAAAAUGUAGAACUGAUAUUUUUCAUUUAUAUGAACUACAAGUAUCUACCAAGUCUAUAAUGUGAAUAAUCCUUCUUUUCAAAUCUCUUUCAUAAUACUAGACGAAACUAUUUUUUGGAGAUGUUAUUGAAGUUGAAAGAGCAAUAAAAAUCUACUGAAUCAG